Limanda limanda (common dab) is the source of this 1358-nucleotide messenger RNA. It is a transcript of the gene agpat4, whose product is annotated as 1-acylglycerol-3-phosphate O-acyltransferase 4 (lysophosphatidic acid acyltransferase, delta). Gene Ontology annotation, cellular component: endomembrane system; mitochondrial outer membrane. Bases 42 to 1175 code for a protein of 377 amino acids. Lineage: Eukaryota; Metazoa; Chordata; Actinopteri; Pleuronectiformes; Pleuronectidae. The transcript is spliced from 9 exons. The record is from RefSeq and is a predicted model, not a curated record. Gene Ontology annotation, molecular function: 1-acylglycerol-3-phosphate O-acyltransferase activity.
CGGGGCUUGUUCGGCUGAAGUUCCCUGAGUGAGACUGAACAAUGGGCCUCCUGCAGCUGCUGAAGUCCCAGUUCCUUUGCCACCUGCUCAUUUUCUACGUGCUCCUGGCGUCGGGCCUCAUCGUCAACCUGUUGCAGAUCUGCACUCUGCCUCUGUGGCGGGUCAGCAAGCAGCUGGCCCGCAGGAUCAACAUCAGACUGAGCUACUGCAUCAGCAGCCAGUUGGUAGCUGUCCUGGAGUGGUGGUCUGGGACACAAUGUACGCUCUACACGGAUCCAGAGAGCUACCCACUGUAUGGGAAAGAGAACGCCAUCGUGGUUCUGAAUCACAGUUUUGAGAUCGACUUCCUGUGCGGCUGGACCUUCUGUGAAAGAUUCGGAGUCCUCGGGAGUUCAAAGGUGUUGGCCAAGAAGGAGCUGGCUUAUGUUCCAGUGAUUGGUUGGAUGUGGUACUUCAUGGAGAUCGUUUUCUGUAAGAGGAAAUGGGAGGAGGACAGAAGGACGGUGGCGCAGAGUCUUCAGAACCUGUGGGAUUAUCCAGAAAAGUUCUGGUUCUUGCUUUUCUGCGAAGGCACGCGAUUCACGCCAAAGAAGCACCAGAUCAGCAUGCAGGUGGCUGAGAGCAAAGGUCUGCCCAAGCUGAAGCAUCAUCUCCUGCCCAGGACCAAGGGAUUCUGGGUAACCGUCCAAAACCUCAGGGGAACAGCCGUGGCUGUUUACGAUUCCACACUGAACUUCAGAAACAACGAGAAGCCGACCGUGCUUGGAAUUCUCAACGGGAAGAAAUAUCAUGCAGAUUUAUAUGUGAGGAGAAUCCCUCUGGAGCAGAUCCCCGAAGAUGAGGCCGAGUGCGCCGCCUGGCUCCACAAGCUCUACCAGGAAAAGGACAGCUUUCAGGAGCAUUACACACAGACGGGACGUUUCCCCGGGCCGAUAACAAGCCCCCCAUCCCGACCGUGGUCCUUGAUCAACUGGCUGAUCUGGUCCUGCCUGCUCCUCUACCCUCUUGGCCUGCUGCUCGCUCAACUCAUCAGCUCUGGAUCAAUGUUUACCCUCUUUGGUGCUGUGGCUCUCUGCGCUGCAGCUUCACUGGGAGUUCGCUGGAUGAUCGGCCAGACUGAGACCGACAAAGGCUCCAGCUACGGGAUCAAGGAGGUUCCUCUGAACAACAACUGAGUCGACUCCGAGAAUCUUAAAAACACCGGCCUGACGGCAGCUUACUGCUCCAACAAGUACAAACUUGCUUCAAAGCACAAAACAAACAGGGUUGUCUUGUUUUUAUGCUCAUGACCUCAACUUUGAGGAUCAUGAUAAUGGACUGAGUUGAGCAGCUUCCUUUAGGUUCCUUAUCAUAAAAAU